AUGGCUAGCGAUCCACUCAUUGUCCCUACCAUUGUCCCCGGUGGUUCGCUGCAUUUUGCGACGAUCAACGCCCAGGGCACCGUGCAGGACGUUCUCGAUGCGCUCGUUUCGAACGAGGAGGUCAUCUCAGAGGUACUCGGAGGUCUGGACCCGUACGGAUGGGCCGUGCAGCGGAUCAGACUUGAGCAUCACGGCCGCCCUUGGGAGGAGGACGAACUCGAAUCUCUUGGGAAUGGCAUACUCCCUCCUGCCACGGACGUCGCCCCGUUGCUAAAUGCUCCAUCUCUGACCGCCCGGUCUCAGCGACACUUCUCUGCAUUCCCUCUCACAUCUCAUCUGCACACCCCCACACUACGCCUAGUGUCUCUCCAUCCGUUCCUCUCCUUAACUUUGUCGUUCUUGCGCGUACCUGAGAUCCACGACGGCUUCCUGUGGAAGCUCUUCAUCUCCCGGGGAACGACUGUGCGCGUCGUUCUAGAUGCGGUCAUUGACGAACUCGGGCUCACGAAGACACUCCCCAUUCCUGGAGGCGGCUCGUUGGAGUAUGUCAUCGAAGAAGUAUGGUCAGACGGGCACUCGGAGAAGCCCGUUAGGCUACCCUUCGAAAUCGAGCUCUCUCCCAUCCUUGAGAACUCGUUUUCCCCAAAUCCAAUCGGUCGUAACGCAAGUCGCUCGUUCCGGUUCUGCGUCCCGGACGAGUGGUAUCGACGAUCCAAGUCACGCAGCGUCUCUCAGGCGUCGAAUGUAUCUCAAGACACGAUAAGGAGACUCGCUGAUUUGGAAGAGGAGGACGAAGACAAUGAAGAGGGCGAAGAAGAGGACGAAGAGGGCGAUGGUACGGCAAGGAUACGUUCUCUCGAUACACCACCGGCGUCGGAACCAGGAAGUGGUGGGUUCAAGGCUCCUAUGGACUGGAGGAGUUCGAUAUCGCAGAACCGGUUCUCUAGCAUAUUGGACAGUUGGAUGCGUCCUCAAAGCCCCACCAGUGAACGACCAUCGACCCCCACGCAGGAGAAGAAGGUGGUUAGUGAACCUGUACUGGUGGAACAGCGCACCGGGGAGACUGCUCCCAGCAAUGCCGGUAUCGAGGUCGACGGUGUCGAUCCUGAGGCGUUCGAGCAGAUGCUGGACGACAUCGGACUCAAGGGACCAAAAAGAGAGGCGAUGUACCGCUUACCGAUGGAGCAGAAGCGCUAUUUACUGCAGCAGAACCAAGCUUCGCGGGCAGGGACGAUGACAAGGGCCGCUGCUGCGCGCACGAACAAGUCUCCGCAAGCUCCAUCCACGUAUGGUCCCGCGAGUGCUGCAGCGAUGCUUCCCCGGCUUGUACCCCAGCUUACAGGCGACUCUGGCCUCAUGAAACGCUUUUCCAUCGCUGGAUGGGGCGCUGGAGGGUCGUCUCAGCUGGAAACUCCUACCAGUCCUACUCAGCGAUCCAGUGCUGACAUGAGCCCAAAUCGUCGAGACUCGAUGGUUUCCAUGGCCUCCACCAGGUCAACACCGGAGAAGAGGAGUCUGGAGACCGCAUCCAUGCAGCCCCAGGCCACUGGCGGUUUGUGGAACAGUUGGUGGGCGUCGUCUGGUGGUGCGAAUGGUGCUCAAGCAAAGGAGACGGAGAAGACAGCAAACUGGUACGCGAAUGGGAUCCGCAAUGGUCGCACCACGGACACAAAGCUCGUCAAGCAUCUCAUUUCUCUCCGGGUUCAUCUGUCUACGGCCAACCUUGCUUGGAUUGAAGAUUUCGUCACUGCAGAGUCCGGCAUGAAUGUUCUUAGCGACAUUUUGGCAAAACUCGUCAGCAAGGGAGGCAAACGGAAGAAACUCACCGAGGUCGAGGAUACGGUGCUCAUGGAAAUCGUCAAGUGUUUGCGGGCACUGCUGAACACCGAGCCCGGUUUCCGUGAGGUCCUCGCACAUCCCACACUUAUUACUCAUAUUUCGUACUCCCUCCACGGUUCCUCUGCCAAAUUGCGCACCCUCACUUCGGAAGUCCUCGCUGCGAUUUGUGUUCUGUCCCUCAAGGAAGGCCAUCGGGCCGUCCUCUCAGCCAUGUCCGACUAUCGGAUUGAGUUCGAGGAAGCUUUCCGUUUCCAAGACCUCAUCGCGUCCAUGCGCUUGCUGGAUAUGUUAGACGAGGACGACCCACCCAGUGAAGGAGGAUACGGUAACGAGGAGGAAGGCGUAUGGGAAGCGCGAACAGCGUCUAUGGCCCUCAUCAACGCACUUACCAACUGCCCCGACUCACUGGAAGAACGCAUUUUGCUCAGAGAAGAGUUCAGUCGAAGAGGUCUCAAUGAGGUCAUUGUGACGUUGCGAUAUAUCAAGCCUCCAGAGUCAUUGGUAACGCAGCUCGAUGUCUACACCGAAGAGAAGUUUGAAGAUGAAGAAGACAUGCGAGAGCGUGCGCGUGACGUCAUGUCAGAAGAACGACGCUCGCGUACGGAGUCUGGCGCUAUCCUCGACGAUCUCAUGAAGACUGCCAAGGCACAUGAGCACUUGUACCCAAUGAUGCUCGCUUUGUUGAAACGCUUUGGUGACAUAUUUGAACGGGACCUUCUAUGCAGGCAACUGAAGGCAGACCUAUUCACCGUUCUCGAUAAAUUUGCUGAACAAGCAGCGACCCUGGAAGACUUCGAUGACCACUGGUGUGCAUUCCUCAAACACUUCACCGACUCUGUCCAGUCUAUCACAGGCCAAGUUGUGGACGUGAGGCUCGCCUCUGAGGCAGAUCACUCUGUACUUCAAGAUGAAAUUGAUCAACUUCGCGCGACAGUGGAUCAGCUGAGUACAGAGAGAAUCGACCUUCGAAGCGAACUUGAGCAACAGACCGCAGAGCUCAAUACGCUGAAGUCAAUACCUCCUGUGUCAGCGUCGAUCGGUCGUAAAGGCGGCGGUCGAGGAAACCCAGAGGGAUUCCACGGUCUCGUUCAGCGCUUGGUCCAGAAGGAAAAACAAGUUCUUCAGCUCCAGAACGAGGUUGACCGUCUCCAGACGCAGAAUCCUACCGAGACUCGCGAACAGGAUGACCGAGCAAAGCGGGAACGUGACAGGGUUAAGUGGCAUACUUUGAAUGAAGAGAUUGCCAACCUGAAGUCGCAGGCAUGUCUCUGUGAGAUUAACCUCCUUUUCAAGGAGAUCGUCUACCUCAAGCGUGCCCUUGAGUCAGUCUACUCCCGCUUCCAGUCACGGGAAGAGACCCGAGAGACAGACAAUCGUGACGCGGAAUUGGACGCGCAACUAAUGGCCAGUCGUGCGAUCGAUAGUCUGACGCAGAAGGAUGAUGAAAUUGUUGCUCUCCGAGUGGAAAUUGAGUCCCUCAAGACCCAGCUGGCUGCGAAGCCGAAGUUCAUUACAGAGAAAGAUUUCAAGUCACAGGUCGCCCCUCCACCCCCGCCUCCUAACAAACCUCUCUCUCGUGCGAACAGCCUCGCAAAUGGGAAUGUACCUCCGCCUCCGCCUCCGCCCCCACCGCCCCCACCUCCAAGAGUUUCUACAUCUCCUACAACGCCUACGGCUUCUACCGAUGGUCCAUCCAUACUCCCACCCCCACCCCCGCCUCCGCCUCCGCCCCCGCCCCCUCCACCUGUGUCCUCCGGUCCUCCGCCCCCGCCCCCGCCUCCGCCUCCGCCUCCGCCUCCGCCUCCGCCUGUGCUUUCUGGUCCUCAGCCCCCGCCUCCACCCCCACCCCCGCCGCCUCCCGGAGGUUCGGGCGGGCCUCCUCCACCACCUCCACCUCCUCCAGUACCCGGGAUGCCUCCACCCCCUCCCCGUCCUUCCGGUGGGGCGCCACCACCGCCGUCUGCGUGGAAAGCUGCUAUCCCCAAGAAGCCUGGAAAGCGUCUCAAGCCGUUUUUCUGGAACAAACUCAACGCGCCUGCCCUUCCGGCCACUGUGUGGGGCGAGACCCCAUCUGAUUUCACACUUGACAUGGAGGACCUCGAAUCAACGUUCUCUAUCGAGAGUUUGCCGUCAACGAGCUCCCAGAUUAGCGCGUCGUCUCCCAAGAAGCAGAAUGUGACUACACUGCUUGACAUCACUCGCGCAAACCACGUUGCGAUCAUGCUCUCGCGCAUCAAGAUCGGACUACCGGAGAUCCGUAGGGCUCUGCUUGAGCUCAACGACCAGGUUCUUUCCGUAGAUGACCUGCGCGCCAUCAGCAAACAGCUACCUACCUCCGAAGAAGUUGUCCGGCUACAAGACUUCGGCGACGUCAGCAAGCUCGCCAAAGCGGAUCAGUACUUUAGCCAUAUCAUCACGUUGCCACGCUUGCCCGAGCGUUUGGAGUGCAUGCUCUAUCGCAGGAAACUGGAGCUGGAAGUCGAGGAGAUUCGACCGGAGCUCAACAUCGUGCACAUGGCGGCAAAAGAGCUUCGGUCGUCGGCAAGGUUCCGGCGUGUCUUGCAGGCGAGUAUGUUGCCAGCUGUCCUCGCAGUUGGGAACGCUUUGAACGGCUCGACCUUCCGUGGAGGCGCUCGAGGUUUCCAACUGGAGGCUUUACUAAAGCUCAAGGAAACGAAGACGGUGAAGGCGACAUCUGGCUGUCCCACUCUCCUUCAUUACCUUGCCAAGGUUCUCCUGAAGAACGAUCCUCAGCUGGUCACCUUCAUCGAAGAGAUGCCGCACGUUGAGGCUGCUGCUCGAGUAUCCGUCCAGAUCAUAACAGCUUCCGUCCAGGCUCUGGUUGGUGGACUCAAACUAGUUAGCGACGAGAUCCGUCAGCUGCAGACGAUCCGGACCCCUGAGGACCGCUUUGUGAUCGUCAUGCAGCCGUUUGUGCUGCAGAUGACUCCCGUCGUUGAUUCCUUGAAGAACAUGGGUAAAUCCCUGGACAACGACCUCCGCUCUCUUCUGGCAUUCUUUGGAGAGUCUCCUGAUUCCCCCGAAGCACCGAAACCCGAUGAUCUUUUUGGCCUCAUCCUUUCGUUUUCCUCCGCCCUUCAGAAGGCUGGUCUGGAAGUGCACGACUCUAUGCCCAAGGUAGCACCACCCUCUCUGGACAUCACCGAAGAAUCUCCCUCUCCAACCAACGAAGAAGGGACUGUCAAAGGCAUCAGAGAGCCCAAAGAUAAGAACAGCGACACUCUCCGGCCCGUUCCGAAGUCCCAAAGCCGCGCAUCAGGACACUCCAUCGGCCGAGGAGACCUCGAUCAAGCUAUCCGGAGCAUGCGUUCUGGCCACAGACGGGAUCGCAACCCUAAUUCACGACCUCUCAGCAAGAUUUUCGUCGACGGUGCUCGGGCGAGUCGCAUCUACGACCAGUGA
This is a messenger RNA of Epithele typhae, 5262 nucleotides long. RefSeq names its product FH2-domain-containing protein. Gene Ontology annotation, molecular function: small GTPase binding; actin binding. Lineage: Eukaryota; Fungi; Basidiomycota; Agaricomycetes; Polyporales; Epitheliaceae. The coding region runs from base 1 to 5262 and encodes 1753 amino acids. The transcript is spliced from 17 exons. Gene Ontology annotation, biological process: actin cytoskeleton organization. The record is from RefSeq and is a predicted model, not a curated record.